AUGAAUUAUUAGGGUCAUUGUUGAGUCAUAAUAUGCUGGGGAGAACAAAGGCUUGGAAUGUACAGAGACACAAGAUUCAUCAUUCUGAUGGCAGCCAGCUCACGUUUCCAAGGUGUGCACGUGUGGGGCAAAACUGGUCUUAAGUACUGGACUAUGAGAAUGUGCCGCUUUCCCACUGUCCCAGCAAGGCAUCAAUAGUUUCAUGAUGGAGAAAUCGAAUCGGGAGACCCCACAGUGUUAUUGUUUUAAGUGUCCUGCUCAUCAAACAAAGUCACCAGAUGAGAGACUUAGGAAGAGCAGCCAGCCAAUGCACCUGAACACAAGAACCACAUGCCCUAUGCACAGCAAUGAUAACAGAACCGCGCAGGCAGUCAGUGAGAACAGUGAGCCGGAAUAUCUGUUGGAAGAGAUCCAUAGACCUGCAGAAAGUGUGCCGGUCAAAUGGUGUGAGAACAGACUGGCUGAUAGGAUGAAGGAGUGUGAGCGUUGUCCCAGGCCAUGUGCAGGGAUGUACCGUAUGACGCUGGGAGGGAUCAAUCAGAUCCAGCGCCGCCGGAAGGGGCGCCCAUCCUCCCCUAGUUCCUCAUCAUGUAAUGCUGAAGGCCAGACAACAUCUAUAGCAGUCAGGACUGGAAGACCUCACACUCCUUUUCAAUUUAAUGAUGAUUACCAGGUCAGCAAGCAAGAGAAUGAAUCUUACAGAUCACCACAGAAGAGACAACACAAGCAAACCCAGACAGACUCAACAAUGACAAGUGUGUCAGGGAGAGGCUCGAGUCGUGCUGACAGACCAGCAUUCACAGGCCUCGACGUGGCGUGUCAGACCAACAUCCGUUCAUUGAUGUCCCCAAGAGACGAUAGCGCAGGUGAGCAGCUGAAGUUACAGAGAGAUGCUUCACUGAGCACUGGAGAAUACCCAGGGAGAGACAGAAAGGGGAAAACUUGUGAGGCAACAAACUGCACAGACACAUCUAACCACCUCAGAGAGAUGAAAAACAAGAAUUCCUGUCAUCGUGACGGGAGCUGUGUGCGCCAAUUUGCAGUGUUCACUUUAAUGGUCGGAGUCAUAGGCUACUUAGCCAUUAACCACCAGAAAUAUCUGAAUCGACAGUAGACCACACCUUUACCAUUUAAACACAUAUGUGAGCCAACUGUUUGCCAAUAAAUGAAUUAAGACAA
Alosa sapidissima (American shad) is the source of this 1179-nucleotide messenger RNA. RefSeq lists its product as uncharacterized. Lineage: Eukaryota; Metazoa; Chordata; Actinopteri; Clupeiformes; Clupeidae. The transcript has 7 exons. Bases 203 to 1114 code for a protein of 303 amino acids. The record is from RefSeq and is a predicted model, not a curated record.